AUGAUCCCCGAGGAACAGAAAGGACCAGAGCUGGCUGCCGGGAGGGAUCUCGCUGGGCCAGUCCCUUUGCUAAACCUGGGCAAGAAGUUGAAAGUUCCCCAGGACUUGAUGAUAGAGGAGUUAUCCCUAUGCAACAACAGAGGAUCUCUCCUCUUCCAAAAAAGGCAGCGCCGCGUGCAGAAAUUCACCUUUGAGCAUGCAGCCCGACGACAGGAGGUUGCCAAUGGCCCAGAAGAGCAGAACUACGGGUCAGAGAUGCACAACUUUGCAGGCUCCCCUGGGGGCUCACAGCAGACAGCCCCUAGGGAGGCUGCCUACAGCCCAAGCGCCCUGGCACCAGGUUAUGCUGAGCCACUGAAGGACAUCCCACCUGAGAAGUUCAACCACACGGCCAUCCCUAAGGGCUACCACUGUCCGUGGCAGGAGUUGGGUGGUUCCAGGCACUUCCACAGCCACCUUGGAAGUCUCACCCCACAGCCUGCCAACUAUCGAAAUUUCAACAAGACCCCAGUGCCCUUUGGAGGACCCCUGGUGGGAGACACCUUUUCCAGGGCAGCCCCUCCUUCCAUCCUGGAGCUCACCAGUGGCUUGGAAUUACUCCGUCGCAGACCCAGCUUCAACAGAAUAGCUCAAGGCUGGGUCCGUAACCUACCAGAGUCUGAGGAGCUAUAG
Messenger RNA from Sorex fumeus (smoky shrew), 672 nucleotides. It is a transcript of the gene MYOZ3, whose product is annotated as myozenin 3. Lineage: Eukaryota; Metazoa; Chordata; Mammalia; Eulipotyphla; Soricidae. Gene Ontology annotation, molecular function: telethonin binding; FATZ binding; actin binding. The record is from RefSeq and is a predicted model, not a curated record. The coding region runs from base 1 to 672 and encodes 223 amino acids. Gene Ontology annotation, cellular component: Z disc; actin cytoskeleton. The transcript has 5 exons.